Macroventuria anomochaeta is the source of this 537-nucleotide messenger RNA. RefSeq lists its product as uncharacterized. Bases 1 to 537 code for a protein of 178 amino acids. Lineage: Eukaryota; Fungi; Ascomycota; Dothideomycetes; Pleosporales; Didymellaceae. The record is from RefSeq and is a predicted model, not a curated record. The transcript is spliced from 2 exons.
AUGGAACUCGCCCACAUCUUAUCCACCCGCCAGCCCAGGUCAACAAUCAUCCUCGGCGCCUUUGCUGGUGAAGAGCAGAACCUUUACGGCAGCACUUUCUUCGCCAACGCGCUCCGCAAUGCCUCCGUCAACGUCGAAGGCAUGCUCAGUUGCGAUCUCGUUGGAAGUUUGACCGGCGAUAGUGGGCAGAAAGACCCCUUCACAAUCCGCGCCUUUGCACAAGGACCUGCUCCCUCGGAGAACACGACAGUAGCAGUGCGCCGUCUGCAGAUCGGUGGUGAAAACGACAGUCCCACGUGGGAACUCGCGGAACGUCGCCAUCAUCUACCGUCUCGACCACUCGCCCUUUCCUUGCAGCUGGACCUGCGCACUGAGAAUGGGACUGUGUACGGCGACUUGAUUGAGUUUGUGGACUUUGACUUCACUACGCGCGUUGGUAAGGUCAACUUGGCAACGCUCUGGAGUAUGAGCGAGGCACCUAGGUGGCCGAGGAAUGCCACUGUUGAUACGACGGUGUUGGAUAAGGAUGGGGGUUGA